AUGGCCAUGCAAAUGCAGUAUGAAGCUGGGGCAACCGAGGAGGAGAACUUUGGGCCCCAAGCCAUAUCCCGUCUGGAGGUAUUGUAUAAAUAGAAACUUUCUGACCGAUAGCCGAUAACUGAUAACUUACCGAUAUUCUGUACAUUUACCGUUUUUAAAGGAUCACUAUAGGGUUAGGAACACAAACCUCUUCCUGACCCUAUAGUGUUAAAACCACCAUCUGGACCCCUCAUGCCUCCAUAAAUAUAGCAAAAUCUUACUGUAUUCAAGCCUGAACCUGUAACUCUGCAUGCUGUUAGACUGUCUGCUGACAUCAUCAGAAGUGGUAGUCUGAUCCAAUCACAGUGCUUCCCCAUAGUAGUAAUAGUGUAGUGUUAAAUUGGAAUGGGGUCAUUUUUAUUUUUAACUUAAAAAAAAAAAAAAUUUAAUUCAGCAUUUUGUUUUAGUCCUCCCUCCCUGCUUUUUCUCUGCUCCUCUCUGGUCACGGAGGGGGAACAUGACAUUCUCUGUGGGGGCCCAGCACACUCUUACUUCCCUUCUAACUCUCGCUGCCUGCCUUCCGUGGUAACCCAUGGCAAUGCUCUAACGGCUGUGGGACUCGCAAGAUUUAGACAGGGGAGCUGCUGGGAAGGUAAGUAAGAGUGUGCCAGGACCCUGAUGGCGGCGCUGGUCUGCAUUAUCGACCAUAUCGGUAUCUUUAUAGGCCAACACUGAUAUUGCUGAAUAUCCGCCAGGUCGAUCCCUACACUCUUGUGUUUUGUGGGAGUUUUUUGUUUGUUUUUUCAGAAAUGAUUCCCUUUUUUUUUUUAUUUAUUUUUUUUUAAGUUUCUCCAAACCUCUCUAUAGUUUUCGGAGUGUUUCUGUUUCUUGAAUUUUAUUUCUCUGAAUUCUUCCCUUUAUGGGGCAUGUAUAAAAGCAUUGUAACAUCACAUUUUUAUCUUUCCAAAGCAAUGUGGAAUAAAUGCAAAUGAUGUCAAGAAACUGGAGGAGGCUGGAUUUCAUACGGUUGAGGCAGUCGCAUACGCACCAAAGAAGGAAUUGCUUAAUAUAAAAGGAAUCAGUGAAGCAAAAGCUGAUAAAAUAUUGGUAAGUUCGUCUGCAUAUAUUUUCAAAUAAAAUCUGUUCCAAAGAACUGCAGAGUUUGUAGAGACCACUUCUCUCAUUCCUAUUCUCGCUCAGAUCCUUUAGACUGGUUCUGAUUACGUUGCUGUUUUUGUCCUUUGGCAUGUUUACAAGGCGUGUUUACUGCUGGGCUUUGUAUAUUUUAUUCAUUUAAGAAAGUUUGCCCUCUGUCUUGAAGGCAGAAGCUGCUAAACUGGUUCCAAUGGGCUUUACUACAGCAACAGAGUUUCACCAGCGACGGUCCGAAAUCAUACAGAUAACAACCGGUUCCAAAGAGCUGGACAAACUCUUGCAAGGUACAAGCAGUAUUUCUAUUUACAUCUUAAUUUCUCGUACAUUGUUUCUGGUGUAUAAAAUGAAAUAACAAAACCUGGAAUUUUAGCAAUAACUGGUUUUGAAAGUACAUUUUGUUUUAUCAGUAACUUCUCACAAGGUUUUGAAUGUUUUUUUAUUUUUUAUUUUUCUUCUCCUUUCCCAUCCCUUGAACAUUGGUGUGCCAGUGUUUAUAUUUCUUUAUUUUGUGCUCCCACACCAGGUGGUAUUGAAACGGGGUCUAUAACGGAGAUGUUUGGUGAGUUCCGUACCGGCAAGACACAGCUGUGUCACACUCUAGCAGUUACAUGUCAGGUAAGGCUAUUUUUAUCUUGCACUGGUCUUCAAGGAUUAACUUUUAGUGCAUUUCCCGCAUUUCUCCCCCCCCCCUGCUUUCUUUAGACAUUGUACACCUGUUAAAUCUUCUCACUGUUGCAGCUCCCCAUUGACCGAGGCGGUGGUGAAGGAAAAGCCAUGUACAUCGAUACCGAAGGCACGUUUCGCCCAGAACGUCUUCUUGCAGUUGCUGAAAGGUAUAUAUUGCAAGGAGUGUUUGUCACAGAGCAAUUUUUGCAUUUUAAACUUGUCAUGACAAACUACCUUCCAUUUAGUAUUAUAACAUUAAGUUAUAUAUUUUACUGCACUCUAGACUAAAUGCAUAACAGUUUUAUAGAACUCGAUCGCUUGAAUCUCAGAUUACAAGGGGAUCUUUCUGGCACAUGCGUGUGUCUUCUUUUAAGGGUACUUUCUAUGAAAACAUGUGCCGUUAUCAUUUUCUUGUAAUUGUUAGCCCUCGUUUGUUUCUACAUACCUGUGAUCUAGUACCAGCACAGCUCCUUUUAGCCCAUUUGUCCAUUAAAAUCGAAUCGUGCACUUGGCACAAAGAGCACAUGCCACCAAUAAAAUGGUUAUUACUGAUCAGUGAUGAGAUCUUUCAACACCGAAGAAGCAGCCUGUGUGUUGAUUGUUGACAGACACAGACUGUGUUACAGUGAGUUCUUUGGCAGGUGAGGCUACAAGCACCUCUUUCUAUUCACACAGGAUUGAGGUCUGGCUUUGAAGGGACGAUGUUUGAAAACAAUAAGGCAAAGUGGUUAUGGUGCCUAGAGCCCUUCUGUGGCAGUAGUGAGCAGACAGGAUUACCUGCUCAAUACUCUGCAAUUACAGGGAAUGAUUAAAAGGUGGAUUGGCCUAAACCUGCUCUUUAAAGAUCGCACAGCUAGAAAUGCCAGGUAGAGCUUCAGCAGCCUUUUAUAUACCUUGUCUAUCUGUAAGCGAAGGAUCCCCACCCAGAUAUGUCAUGGACGCUGCGUUAGACUGACUCCUUUCCGGGUUUCUAACACGAUUUACUAUAAACCUGCAAACUUCUGACCAGCUGUUUAUUUUCUAGGUAUGGCUUAUCUGGUAGUGAUGUUCUAGACAAUGUAGCGUACGCUCGAGCCUUCAACACGGAUCAUCAGACCCAACUUCUGUACCAGGCGUCAGCCAUGAUGGCGGAGUCAAGGUAUAGAUAAUUAAAUUCUUGCUGACUGUUUAUAUUUAAAUUCUGUCAUUGCAUGUCAAUAACGGUCCUGAUACGUUUACGGUCAUUGGCGCAACAGGAAAUGGUAAUACUGUGUGCGCCUCGGGGAUGGAACUAGUUAUCUACUAAUAUUUCUACCCGGAGAAUAUUAUAGCAACUAUCUGCGUGCACUGCACUUGGUCUGUUCUGAGAUCAUUUGAGACCUUGUACCCACCAUCUUUUAAAUAUUAAUGUUUGUAUUUAAAUUCAAAGUGAGCGUGAAAUAACUUUGCAGCAUUUUUUCCUCCAAUCUGUAUGACCGGUCAUGUUGAAAGCUGACUGUCUAAUCCAUUAAAGAUGCCACUUCUUACAGAUACGCACUUCUCAUCGUGGACAGUGCAACAGCGCUUUACAGGACAGAUUACUCUGGAAGAGGGGAACUCUCCGCACGACAGAUGCACUUGGCUCGCUUUUUGCGUAUGUUGCUGCGGCUUGCAGAUGAGGUAAAAGCUUUGUGAUUUCAUGAAAUGUGAUUAACAGAAGUUGCUAAUCAGCUAAUUUCCCUGGAUACUAAACUUUGCUUUAAAUUCGGAUUGAAUCCAGCCAGAGAGUAAACCUUACAAGCAAAUGUAAUAACGGCUCCAUCACACAAGGGGCUGUUUGAAGUGAAGCUAUCAUGAUAUCAUGGCAAGUUCACUUUAACUGAUAACAGCGCCAAGGAGAGUAAAUAUAUAAUUUAUCAAAAUGGAGGUCUUUCUUUUAAGAGCCGUUCUAUUAAUACCUCCCCCCCAGCAUUGCCAGUGCUGCCGUGACAGAGGGAUCCUUGUACCUCCAACCCCCUUUUUUUUACUCCGUUAAAAACUUCCCCAAGCAGAGCAAUCCCUGCCCCUUGACAUGGCUGUGCUGGCUUCACUACAUAGUGACAUUGGUUACUCUAUUCCUAUACUCCAUGAAUCUCAGAUACUAAAGGUUCACGUGCUGUACUCACCGUUACAGACAGACUAUAGGAGGGCUCUCCACUGUAACUCCCAUACCAAUAUAUGCGGGAGAGGGUCUUUAUUUUUAAUCCUUUGUUCAAAAUAUCUAUCACUGACAUUUCUGCCACCUCCCCGGUUUAAAAUGUCCAAUACCAUGACAGGUUCUCCCUCACUGUUUUGUAAUAACCCUCGAUUUCACAUUCAAUAGAGGGGCUUUCUUGGCUUCAAAAAAAAGAAAAAGUUAGGACAUUCUUUAUUCUUUUGGUAGUCAUUCAGUACAUUACAACUGUGAACAUAUUUGGGUGAACAUCCAUUAAACAUGAAAGCAUUGAAUUAUUGGCUAUUGAUUUAAGAUCAGUAUUACCACUGCUGUGUCCGUAGUGUGUAGGUUCUUGUCAGCUACGGCUGCGUUUCAUCGGGGGCUGCUGUUAAAGACUUUCGGCUUAGCUGUCACUUUGGUAAUGUCUAUUGCAGGCAUGAGGUGGGUAGGGCUUCUAACUCUUGUGUGUUUCAAACUAUUUAUAAUUUUCCCAAUUAGUUGGUUUUAUAUUUAAGUGAUUAUGAAAGGAUUAGUCUUACAGCAGGGGUGUCCUGCAGCAUUGGAAGGUUAUGACCACGCAUUUGUAUUAAAGCAGGUGAUUACCACUAAACAGAUUCUGGCUGUAAGACUAAGCUUGCGUUGUGUAUUCAGACAACUUAAACAAUAACCACUAAACGUUAAUCGAAAAGAAAUGGCAAACAAUUAGGACACCUUAAGGACUGCAGGCUUCUCCUCUUCAGUUUCAUCCUCUUCAUAACGACUAGUGAUGUAUUCCUCUAUAGCGGCAGAGUCUUCCUAAUCCCGUCCAAAUUAUGUUGUCACAACUCUCCUGAUUGUGUCUAGCAGAAAGUAAAGGGAUAAGUCUGUGAGAUGUGUGUAUAUAUCUCCAAAUAAACUAUUGUCUUGUAGUUCGGUGUAGCGGUUGUGAUCACAAACCAGGUGGUGGCGCAAGUAGAUGGAGCGGCCAUGUUUGCUGCUGAUCCCAAGAAACCGAUUGGAGGAAAUAUCAUUGCUCAUGCAUCCACUACAAGGUGAUCUUCUACCACAGUGUUUGUUUUACAAAAUUCAGGAAAGAAAAUGCAAUGGGGGUUUAGAGAUACAAAACUUGUGUGAAUUUUAUGUGUAUAGAAUUCACAGCAUUUCUCUCAUUAUUGACAACUGUUUUCACGUGCUCUGAAUUCCAACUAAAUUGGCAAUUUGCUAAAGCCAAGUGCAUUCAGGAUUCAGUCAGUCCAACCAAUUAACCACUAAUAUCCAUAUCAAUAUACAGCACAGGAAUCUGUGAUUCAUCAAUAACCGACUGCAUCCAGCAGGAUCCAUGUUUGCAGUUUAUCAUUCAGUUGUUUUUUGACAGUGAAUUGCUAGUUUGAAGAACUAUUUGCCUGUUGGCAGUGCAAACCCGCCUCCACAUCUAUGGGGUUCAUUAGGAUAUUACUACAAUGGAGAUUGUAAACAUUGCGUGACUAGCCAGCCAUUGCUGCUGAGGGCCAGAGAAGGCCCAUCAUCUAGGGAUUAGGCCUGUGAAAAUACGAGGGAGGACAGUGCCCCCACCUGUGGGCACCAGGAGCUAAUUGAACUAUUAAUGGUGGAGGACAUGGUGUCCUCCUGGCCUUGGGCUAUGGGUGGAGGUCGUAAAAAGUGGGUGACUUGCCUAUAGUCCCUUGCCCCCCACCCACGAGUGGGGGCCCUAUUAUAUAAAUGGAUUGUCACACCUCCCCUGGCCCCCAGGCAGAAGUCUCACUUCUCUCGAGACUUGGCUGUCAGUGCUCUCUGGUUAGCUUACUAGCCAACCAAUCAGAGCACUCUUGGUCAUACUGCAAAGUGUAGGAAACACUCCCAGCGACAGCUGUUAUAGCUUUAGAAAGCCGAUGUAUGGACUUUCCCUGCUGUCGGCGUUGAUUGUGCAAGGAGCCCUCUAUGCGCCAAAAUGGAUUCUUAUUUUAUUGCAGCACUUUUAUUUUAUUUUGUCAUUGGGUCUUAUUUUACUUAGUGGUGUCUGUGAUUAUGGAUUUAUUUUGCUUUUUAUGGGACUGACUGUUUUCAAAAUGGAGAAGGUAAGUGUUUUAGGGGGUGACUAGGGGAUAGAGGACACCUAGCUGCUGUGGGGUGGAGGGGGGGCAUACUUUUUGGGAGGACAGACAAUGGCACUCCCUCCACCCCCCCUUUUUUUUAUUUAUUUUUUUUAUAUUAUUUAGGGAAACGUGUGCUGGCCAGGGGUCCCCCCAUUAUUCGUAUUAGGGCCCCCACCCUUCCCCCAUAGGUAGUGAAAGGCUAACACUGGUGUAAAGGUUCCUGUGUUGGAAUGAAUCUGUUUACAUUUUUUACCUAGUGCUAAAGAAACUUUGUAGGAUGUGCUCCCCAUCUCAGAGAGGGAAUGUCUAACCCAUUACAUGGUCCUAGCAUCCUCUGAGUACGUAGUCAAAUUGUUACUUGAAUUCUGCCGCCACUACCUCUGAAAUGCUGUGUCACUAAGCCACCACUGCAGUGCUGCUUCUAGGGGCUAACGCCCCUUUACAGGACUUUCCAGGUGCAGUGGUAGGACAUGGGUAAUGUUACUAAGUCUGGGAGGCUGCCGGGUACUGCUGGCAUCAGAAUGCUGUAUUUAACAUGUUUUUCAUUUUGUGUUUUUUUUACUAGUCUUAUUGCUAUCCAAUUACGGUCAUUUUCAGCAGUACUGUGAAUUAAAUGUCUUCUUCUCCUUCAGGUUAUACUUAAGAAAGGGGCGGGGUGAAACCCGAAUCUGUAAAAUCUAUGACUCUCCUUGCCUUCCGGAGGCGGAGGCCAUGUUCGCUAUAAAUGCAGAUGGAGUUGGAGAUGCAAAAGACUGAACGUGAUCUAUUUGUUCUCAUGUGAAACGCUGCCGUAAAGACUACUGAAUUGUUCCUCUCGGGAGUGAGAAACUCCAAUGCUGGAGCUGCGGAGGCUCUGUCACUUUAUAAACAGCAUGCGGAUACUGAAGCUGGAGAUCCUUCAGAAUGCCAGUAAUGGAAACAUAAAGACUAGUUAUAACACCGUUAAGGCUGUGAACCAGGAUUUAAACCCGGUUUUUCUCACUGCAAGCAAUACAUGUUCCUGUGAAAGAAGUUCUACAGUUGAUCACCCACCCCCUCCCUCCCCUUCGACAUGGGGUAGCUAAAAAAUAUUUUAUUAAAUUUAUCUUUAAUGCUAAAUACGCAAACGUUCAUGUAUUUUGUAGAUUUAAUUUUUUUGUUUACAAACUGACAGCAGCAGAAUAAAUAGUUGUUGUCUUUCUGAUUUCUUCGCCUAAAACAUAUUUUGCCCUUUUUCUGGCCGGGAGUGGGUAUGAUAAAUAUUGCUGAUUCUUCUAGCAUCAAAGCUUUAGUUUCCUGCCUGUAGAUAUGUGAAGGAAAUGGUAUUUACAUACAGGAAUACACGCGUGGCAGUUUUCCUGUAAUGUUCGUAGAGCUUUGUAGUGGUAUCCAUGGUUUAAAGGCCCGUGCUGACUGCUCACACAGGUAUUGGGAAAUUACAGCAUCACCUCUCUAGUCAGCCUCAAAACAAGUAUCCAAGUACAUGGAAGGAAGAUGGCUUCAGGCUGCAAACGCAGGCCCCUUACUCAUCGGAUAACUCUUGUAGAAUUUCCAUUUCAUCCAAAUUUAGUUGACACUAAUUAGCUGAGUGUCAGAUGUAGUGGUUAUGGUGCUUAGAGUUCCCUUUAGUGAGAACUGGAACUUCUGAGAAACGUGGGCGUGAUGUAUGACUGGGAGACCCAGCCUAUGUAAUGCUGUGUGUGUGUGUGUCGUACAUUUCAAACCCUGUUAGUCUGUUAAAUGAUUUAUUUUGCUCUAUAACAGGCUGUUAUGGUUUUCAUUUUAGUUAUCCCUUUCAUGUAUAUAAAUGUAUAGAUUUAAAUGUUUUCAAAAAUAAAUUGUAUAAUCACUUGAAAUCUUUUUUACCAUGGAAUUUAUUUCUUUCUGCGUUCAUUUCCUUGGAGAUUAAAAUUGAAUGUUAUUUUCGAUCAUCAGUACAAGUUAAACAGACAUUGAGCUACAAACAGUUGAUUGAGUGAAAUCUACUCCUGAUUAGUUAAUUUCUACCUGAGGUAGGAGAACUGGAAGGUUAGAUCUAUUGUUCAACCCAAUGCAUUCUGUUCGUGGUCGUAGUAGUGACAGCUGUCUUGCAGCAUCCCAUCCCCUUAAAAACAAAUACUCUUGUCUAAGUGAGCAGAAGCUGUUGGAUGCAUUUGUUCCCACCUUCUCAAAUUACUCUUUAUUUUCCUCCUCAGUCAGAAAGAUGCAGGGGCUGAGAUACACUUGUAGUCACUGGACUAGUACCAUACCCCAGCGAUUGCUGGGUAACGUGGCCUGUUCAGCUUUGGAAAUAGCUUUAAAUGCCCUGCCAUUCAGUCUGUUUCGAUUUACUCUUUGGGAUCAUCUUAAAGGAACACUCCAAGCACCAUACACACUACAGCUGUCGUAGCUCUGAUGUCAGGAGUGCCAAGUUUCACCCAUUAUAAGUGAUCAAACCGUUUUAGAAUGUUCCCACUUACCUGUGUCUGAUCGGACUUGGUCUCUGCCAGAGAACCCAAAGCUCUGUCUGAGCCAAGCCUGGUGAUACUGCAGGGAUAGGAUCUUUGGCUAAAUGCGAUCUGAUGAUGCUCCUGCUUGGGACCUUCUGGCUUGCAGAUGUAGUGGAGGUGGGCAACUGCUCCUGGUGGUCAGGUAAGACCUCAAAGUAUUCUAAAGCAGUUUGAUUACUUAAAUGGGGGGUGAAUGCUCCUGGCACCAUAUCCACUGCAGCACAUUACUUUUAAUGAAUCUGGGCUGAUAAAUAGCUCAUAUGCACUAAUCUAAAGGAUGGUGUGGCUGUGCUGUACCUGGGAUCUGAUUUUAUCCGAACAGCUCAUCAUGUAAUAAAAUAAAUCUAGCUUGCAAGAGCUCUGUAAAUAUCUAUUCUGUGUGAGUGUGUAGAUAAUUUAUUCAAUCCUUGUCACUAUAUUCCAAUCUGCUAACUAGUUUCUAAUGUUACCCAGUUUAGAAAAAAAAUCAUUACAGAAUUCCUGCUCAGGAAGAAGCAUUUUAGUUCUUUAUUCAAUGUCCGCAUAGAAAAUCGUUCAAAAUAAAUGCAAUCUCAAAUGUCAUUAUUUAGCAAUAAGCCCAUAACUCGGGUAAUGGCUUACUGAUCGUGAAUGAUGUCCCCCACAAGGUGAUUAACUCCUGCACGAAAUAGUCCUUAUAUCUGGGAAAAUAUUAGAGCACUACAUCAUUGUAAAGUCUACAUUCACUCGACACCUGAGCCCCAACUUCGGAGUUAAACCGUUGCCCUGAAGGUAAGAAGGCACCUGUAUAACUUAUAGACUUCCCCAUAAGAAAAACACUUUUUCAGCAUUUACUGCGGUGAAUAAGUACGUUUAAACUCUGCUGCACUAAUGUGGUGAGAUCACCAUCACAUUGUGCCCUGGGCAUCUUUCAGAGAAAUAUCUGACAUGUUCAUGCACACCUUUCAUUAACUCCAGCAGUGAUCUACAAACAUUCUCUGUGAAAAUAAACUACAGGUUUUCAUUUAACCCCUUAAUGACCAAACUUCUGGAAUAAAAGGGAAUCAUGUCAUGUGUCCUUAAGGGGUUAAAGGGAAACUACAGACUGGUAAAUCUCUUUAACUUACCGAAAAGCCUUGUGUGAAGUGUCCUCUUUAUUUCAUUUUACAAAAAGUACAGAUUCUGAUAUAAUUUGGUACUUUUAUAAUUGAACCUUGUUACACUCCUCUGGCUGUCAAUCAGACACACAGUCCUGUUACUUCCUGGUUUGUUUUGCUCGGUGGAGAUAAACUCAAGAGACCGCAAUUGCGCAGAGACUUCUCGUUGAGCUGCAUUGGGAAGCCUGUGAUUGGACAGACACAAAGUCUGGGCGGGGGAAGAAGGGGAGGGCUUGUAAAGGCUGCAGAUAAGAGAUCUGCAGGUUUUACUAGCUGUUUUUAAAUACACCCUAAUGAAAACAUGCAUAAUUAAAUGUAUGGAUGUUUUAAUUUGGGGUAUAUAUACUAAACGGUUAUUUAUUUUUGGAUAUGGGCAGUGGAGUGUCCCUUUAAGAACCUGCAGACAGACGGGGAAUUAAUUUUUAUUUAUUUUUUAAAUGAAAGACAGGCACAGACGUAUGAAGGUUUCUAGAGGUUCGGUUUGGUUUUUUUUUUUUGCAACCUAUAUUAUCUGUUAAAGUGAGUAUUGUCAGGAAUUUCUACUGGAUUGAAAUUUAGGGCCCAGUUGGUCAGCUAUGCUUUCAUUUUGCUUAUUUUGGUGCGACUUGUCGUGAAUUCAAGGUAAUCACGUUAUUCAGCAAAGUGCGACUUGUCGGGAAUUCAAGGUAAUCACGUUAUUCAACAAAGUGCGACUUGUCGGGAAUUCAAGGUAAUCGCGUUAUUCAGCAAAGUGCAACUUGUCGGGAAUCCAAGGUAAUCGCGUUAUUCAGCAAAGUGCGACUUGUCGGGAAUUCAAGGUAAUCGCGUUAUUCAGCAAAGUGCGACUUGUCAGGAAUUCAAGGUUACUGACAUUACGCAUGAUGUCACAGGUUCUGUUUACAUCACUGAUCUCAAUAUGUCUAUUUUACCAUGUUUGACCUCACCUGCUCAAUCAUACGUCUACCCCCUCCUCCUGGCCUACUAUUGGUUGGGUCGUGAAUCAGUCAUUGAGUUGCACACUUUCAUUGGCUGUCUCAUACCAAACUGCAAGUGCUACAAUGUCACACUUCCUGCUGCUCUGUGAUUGGCUGAUGUUUACUCCAUUUUUCACAGCUCUGUAUGAAACAGUAACAGAAAGUCAGUUGUGGGUGCCAGCCCCUGCGGAGCAGCUUAGACAAGGACAGCCAAUAGGAGAGCUGGAAAUGGGAAGCAGAGCCUGUGACGCAAUGAAAAGGUCAGUUUUAAACCUUCCAUCUUCCUCCUUGCAUUCCUCAUUAGUUUAAUUAGGGCAAGCAUGGCUUCUAACUGGGCUCGUUGAUUACCAUAUUACCUGCCUACACAGUACAAUGUCUGAUUACCCUGGCCCCUCUGACAUUCUGCAUCCUGUGGGGCAGUACAUGAAAUGUGUAUGCAGCAUUCAGAUGCUUGCUUAUUCAAACAGGGCACCCAAAGGAAGCCGCUCACAAACCAUACACAGGGCAGCACUAUUCAUGUAUUGGAAUGCUGGUAUGUAGCCAUGUAUUGGGUGAUUUCACAGUUACUGCAUUUUAUAAUAAAUGUGAAUAAUAAUCGGUUAGUGCGGUGUGAAGGCACACAGGGGUCCUGGAUCUUUACUGGGUUUUUCACAUGGGGGUCCUGGAUCUUUACUAGGUUUUGUACUUGGGGGUACUGGAUCUGUACUGGGUUUUGCACACGGGGAUCCUGGAUCUGUACUGGGUUUUGUACUCGGGGGUCCUGGAUCUGUACUGGGUUUUGUACUCGGGGGUCCUGGAUCUGUACUGGGUUUUGCACACGGGGGUCCUGGAUCUGUACUGGGUUUUGCACACGGGGGUCGUGGAUCUGUACUGGGUUUUGUACUCAAGGGUCCUGGAUCUGUUCUGGGUUUUGUACUUGGGGUCCUGGGUCUGUACUGGCUUUUGUACUUGGGGUCCUGGAUCUGUUCUGAGUUUUGUACUUGGGGUCCUGGGUCUGUACUGGGUUUUGUACUUGGGGUCCUGGAUCUGUACUGGCUUUUGUACUUGGGGUCCUGGAUCUGUUCUGGGUUUUGUACUUGGGGUCCUGGAUCUGUACUGGGUUUUGUACUUGGGGUCCUGGAUCUGUUCUGGCUUUUGUACUUGGGGUCCUGGAUCUGUACUGGGUUUUGUGCUUGGGGUCCUGGGUCUGUACUGGGUUUUGUGCUUGGGGUCCUGGAUCUGUUCUGGGUUUUGUACUUGGUGUCCUGGGUCUGUACUGGGUUUUGUACUUGGGGUCCUGGAUCUGUACUGGGUUUUGUGCUUGGGGUCCUGGGUCUGUACUGGCUUUUGUACUCGGGGGUCCUGGGUCUGUACUGGCUUUUGUACUCGGGGGUCCUGGGUCUGUACUGGGUUUUGCACAUGGGGGUCCUGGGUCUGUACUGGGUUUUGUACUUGGGGUCCUGGGUUUUGUACUCUGGGUUCUGGCCUUGCUCACGCCUGUCACCCCUAUUUUGUAGUUUGUCGCAGGGGAAUGCCUAGUGGACCCCAGAGGAAGGAUUGUUGGAAAUGUUGGGGGUCUGUCUUCACCGUGUAUCUGCUCUCCUACCUGUAUUGCUUGCUGCGGCUCUGUGUGUAAAUCUCACUAAAUACAGAUUGUUUACUAGUGAGUGGUUCAGGAGGAUCGCAGUGGCUUAGCUGUAGCGUUGGAUUGGUGCUGUAUUGCUGGUUAGCUCCAUUUCUCUAUGUUUUGCUGUUAUUUUUUAUGUACAGUUAGUCACCUAUAGCAACAUUUCAGCGUAUAUAGAGAACAAUGCUGAUCAUAUAUUGUGAUAGCAGAUUAAUGGGGGCGGUCUCGGCAGUAAGUGCGGGCUGGUAAGUAGUCACUGGAUCUCAGUAUAAGGGCAAAUGGCUGCAAUCUAGCUGGAAUACUGAGUUAGUCUCCCACGUGGCAGACCGACCCGGCCCCUGCUGCUGUUUUAACGCGAGAUAGAUAGAUUAAAAACUGUAUUCUCUGCUAGUGUUGUGCUUCUGUGUUUGGUUUCCACAUGAAAAGUGCUGUCGGGGAGCUUUCACAUGCCGCACAAGAGAAAUCCCUUCUUUAAGGGACCGAUAGGCAGCCAGAACACCUUACCCCAAUGCCAUGGUCCUGUCAUUUUAACCAUUCAAUGUACAACUUUUCCUUUCUGUAGACACAGCGAAGCUUACAUUGCGGGGUUAAACACAGCUCUUGAGACUGAGGGUUUUUUGUUUUGUUUAUUGCCACUAGAGGGCGCCCCUGCUGCUAUAACAGUCAGACUCCGUUAUGAGACCUUUUGACGUUCUCAUUCCGUUACACAAAGACAUCAAACGUCCUCAGGUGCUUCUCCUAGGCAAUCACUAGAUACAAUGUUUCCUUAUGAGAAGACGAAGUGGAGACUGCCUAGAGUGGAUCUCAGGGCUGGGAAUACCAUGUGUCAGUUUGAGCGCUGCAUUAAAACUUCCAUUUACAGCAUUCUAUGCUGUGAAGAAAUCUCCUUUUUUUUAUAAUAUUUCUUCCCUGUUGCAUUCGGUAGAUUUAACUACCGAACAAGGACCACCCCCCUGGCUCGUUAAACUUCAAAGACUGCUUCAAUUGAUCCCUCUAUCUGUGCGGCCAGCGUUCGUACUGCCAAACGCCACAUGGUGGAGAAAACCGCGGCCAUCUUUGUUCAUGUGAACAAAGGCAGCGGGACUUGGUCGUCGAGUGUCUGGAACUAAAAUCAGACACUCGACUUCCCGAACACCGGUCUCAAACAGACAAACGCUGGAACUCUACCGAAUAGCUAGAAGAGCGCUAUUCGGUACUUUGGUGCAUUCGACAGAGGGGAACAAUCGCUGCUAAGAGCCAGGGGGAUCCAUUCGGCAAAACCCACCAAACUCAUGGAACUGUUGUGGGCAGCCAGCCCAGGGUGAGCCGGUCACAGAAGACCUCCACAGUUUUUGAGAACCCCUGAACCGAUCUGGGUGAAAUUUGAAUAUGUUGGUCACCCAGAUCAGGGCUAUCAGGGGACAUGUUAUUUGUGGGGAUACCCCAAGUAUAAAAGGGUGUUUCAGUUAUUGGGAAAAAAUGAGAUUUUUCUGCCUGGAGAUAAUCAAGUUAUUACUUUAUCAGACUUGAUUUAUCUCCAGAGCUAGGGGAGGGAAGUGUGGGUGUGUGUUAUGUUUUUACGGUACUUGAUUGGUUAAUCUUUGUCCCUCCCUGGGGGAUGUCCCCUUACAUGGGGACUUGCAUAAAAGCCUGUGUGCAAUCAUUUAAAGCUCAGUUCAGUUGUACCCUUCUGUGAUGGUAGUAUACGGUAUCACCGUCAAGCAUUCCCUUCUUCCCAUAAAAGAAAAUCACCCAGUACUCCACAAGUAGAAAUAUCCUUGGAAUCGCCGAAUAAUCCACACAUGAGCCAAGGCUUAAUGCUGGAACAAGACUGAUUUUACUGGCACACAGGACACACAAUUUAUGUGAUACAAAACUCCUCCUCUGGGCCAGGCUAGAUAAUUGAGUUUCAGCAAUACACAAAGCUCAAUUGUCUGCUGGACAUAAAUAUUAUACAUUUUAACAAUUUUCAGAAAAGUACUUUCCAUAACACAUACAACUAUAAUUUGGGUAGCUGAGGAUACUGGUAUUCACAUAUCCAAAUCUCACGAAUUUCCGUUCGGUAGUUUCCGUGUCGCAUCGUGUAGAAGUUUUGACCGGCUCGCCAUGUGGAGGUAUCCAAGCUAGAGUUCCAUAAAGUCAGUAGCAAGAGACGGUCUCUGUUAGCGUCCAUCUACACGAAAACCACCGUUCGUAUGGUACAGCUGGUUACAUACGAAUGUUCCCCUCGUUCGGUAGAUUCUAUCUACCGAAUGCCAGUUUGAUUCGUGGAGGGGAACGUAUACAUCCAGGACUUCCACAUUCCAGGCAAUUCAUGCGUACGCCCCGCUGACCACGUUCGUGAGUUUUAAGAUGGCCGCCAUCCCUUGUUCUCGCCACGUGUUCGUGUGCUGAAUGGCGGCCACCCAGGAGCAAUUAAGUUGCGGUUUUCUCCAUGUUCUAAUGCUGAUUGCUACCCAGGGUAGGUGGUCUCUCGUUCGGUAGACGAAUACAAUUAUUCAACACAUACUUAACAACCUAUUAUAAGUAUUUGAACAGCAGGGAGAAGGUACAAUUGAAGGCAUACACGUAAGUACAUGAAAUCUUUCACACCUUCUUCUUUUUUUUGGCUGAUGUUUGGGGAUUUGUGUGUUUCACUAAGGGAAUCAUCUUAUGAAGCUAUUGGGAUUACUAUACGGUUCGUCUACUUUAUAUACCGAACGGAGGGCUAUAAUCACUAAGGCUCUGGCGAUUCGGGAGGAAACUACCGAAUGAGGUUUAAAUAGACUUGGUUUCCUUACAUAUGCUUUGUAUUGAGGGGCUCAUUAUGGUUGCGGCCAAGCAGUAGCUAUUGUUUGUGUUUUAGAUGUUGUGAACUCUAAUUCUCUCCAUCCUUGAUGGGAGUUUCAGUACAAAGCAUUUACAUCAUGUCGAUACACAAGGACUGUACGGUAGCCCACUUUUUAAUGUCGGGUUCCGUUAUAAUCCACAUUAAAUUCGGGGAGCAGGGGAACUAGACACACGCAGUCCCUGUGUUUAAAUAACUCCUCUGUUUAUUGCCUCUCAGAAUAUAAACAGAUUAUCCCAUGUAUUGCACUAAUAAAUAAAAAAAAAACGCUCUCGUACAUUACUGAGAUAUCCAGAAAUCUGACAAUUGGCUUAAAUUUAUCUUUUAAAAACUGUAACAAAUGCUAUGUUAUAUAACGUGAAUUAUAUCACCAUUCCAAUAUGACACAGUAUGUGAUGUCAGCACGUUACGCAGCCAUGACGGCAUCUUUGGUUCUGUGUGUUUAAACAAUUUCUGAAUCCAACAGAGAAGCUGGGAUUCUACUCAAAUGUGCACGUUGGAUUUAGUAAUCAACUGCUUUCUAAUUAUUCUGAAUGUGUCUAUGUAUGUUAUAUAUUUACUUUUUUUAUUUUAAACUUCUACCUCCCAAACCACUGACUUGGUGAACUACUUGUAAUUGCCUGCUGGCCAGCGGCCACUGACAGGUUAACUGUAAGGGUCUGCGCUGAUUGGGAUUGUUGGAAGGAAAGGGGUUACUUGAGAUAAGAAUUGCCUGUUUGGAGGAGGAAGCUGCAGUCACGCAACAAAAACAGAGUUCGUCCAACAUCCUCACGCACUGGCAAUGGGCGCCCAGAAUCUGCCACCAGCUCCAGCCAUCUUUCAUUUCUGGAUCUCCAGAACCCCAAUACCAACCUGAGCCAGCCUGGGAAACCGGUUCUGUGUGACCCAACCCAAUCUUUAUUCCAGGGGAGUCGCACACAAAAAACAAAAUAUAACUUUCUUUGCUUUUUCUUUUUACCUCCUUUUAAAAUAAGUUUGGCUGUAUAUAUAUAUAUAUAUAUAUAUCUCUAUCUAACAAAAUAUAAGAAUUUAAAUAGUGUUUAUUUUUUUGUGUUCUUUCAUCCUCCAUGCAAUAAUAUAAUGUAUUAUUAUUAUGUUGUCCCCCCUGCACACAGUGUAUUAUAACUGCAGCUAUAAGGUUAUGGUGUAAGGAGGUCCCCUGUCUCCCCGCACACAGUGUAUUAUAACUGCAGCUAUAAGGUUAUGGUGUAAGGAGGUCCCCUGUCUCCCCGCACACAGUGUAUUAUAACUGCAGCUAUAAGGUUAUGGUGUAAGGAGGUCCCUGUCUCCCCGCACACAGUGUAUUAUAACUGCAGCUAUAAAGUUAUAGUGUAAGGAGGUCCCCUGUCUCCCCGCACACAGUGUAUUAUAACUGCAGCUAUAAGGUUAUGGUGUAAGGAGGUCCCCUGUCUCCCCGCACACAGUGUAUUAUAACUGCAGCUAUAAGGUUAUAGUGUAAGGAGGUCCCCUGUCUCCCCGCACACAGUGUAUUAUAACUGCAGCUAUAAGGUUAUGGUGUAAGGAGGUCCCCUGUCUCCUUGCACACAGUGUAUUAUAACUGCAGCUAUAAGGUUAUGGUAUAAGUAGGUCCCCUGUCUCCCCACACACAGUGUAUUAUAACUGCAGCUAUAAGGUUAUGGUGUAAGGAGGUCCCCUGUCUCCCCGCACACAGUGUAUUGUAACUGUAGCUAUAAGGUUAUGGUGUAAGGAGGUCCCCUGUCUCCCCGCACACUGUGUAUUAUAACUGCAGCUAUAAGGUUAUGGUGUAAGGAGGUCCCCUGUCUCCCCGCACACAGUGUAUUAUAACUGCAGCUAUAAGGUUAUGGUGUAAGGAGUCCCUUUUGAUGUAAGGGGUAAUGGAAUAUUCUCGGCCAUUCCCAACAGUCAUUGGUGUUCCUUGUGUCUAUUGUAAUUCAUUAAGGAGCGUGAUGGAGCCCAGCAAGGAGUCUGCGCUGGUACCCUUCCCGUGUGGGAGCCUCAAACCGUUGGGUUCUGGUAAAGAGCUGAGACAAUCUGCUUACAGCAUUGCAGAGGGCACAUCUGAUGGCCCACUUCCAGCAAUCAGAGGCAGCGAGGGGUGUGACUGUGCCUGACCUGAACACGCAUUGUGAUGGAGAAACCUGAAAAAACGGGAUCCAAAAGCAAAUCGAGGAUCUGUGUCAGGGCUCUUCAGUAAAGGGAGAAUUGUCAGGAAGUCAAAGUGAAUUUCAAAUUUACAGACAAAAUAACCAAACUGGUUGUGGCAAAACUAGCCACUUAAGACUAUCACUAUAUGAAUAUUGUGACAGAUUCAUCUGUAAGACUAAUAUUGCUGGUUCGUCUAGUUUGCCUUCCUUUCGUGGAAUUACCUGUCCGUAUGCCCCUAUUUGCCUUUUUGUCUUUUUUACCGAAUGAACUUACCGAAGGGACGGCCACCCAGAACAGAAGUGUGCAGCUGAUUAACCUCUUGAUCCCAAUUAGAACGUUGUGGUCAACCGCAGACACCUCUUAAUUAUGACCGAAUACAGAGUGGUCGUCGUUCGUAUGACGACGACGAGGCGGCGGCCAUUUUAAACCAUGCGAAAGACCAGCGGUGUUUGGCGCGGAUUCUAUGGAACUAAAAAUGGACACCGCUGAGACUACAGACCGUCCUCGUUCGUCAAGGCAUGCGAACACCGUCCCGUUCGGGAGUUUGGAGUAUACGAAUAGACCCAGAUAGCCAUCCCAUGGAGUCAAUCGCAUACCGAAAGACUGUAAAAGACUUUGAUUCCACGGCGAUUGAACUGUGCGCUAUUCGCUAAGAAUAUGCACUCAGAUCCAGGCUAUCUGGGGAUACGUUGCACGAAUGUAAUAUGUUCGGUAGUUGCAUAAUUAUUUAUAUUCAUGUAUUUUCUGUCUCAUUUAAAAUGGCGAUUUGCCUAUGUCCUGGGAGAUAAUUGAAUUACUUCUCAAUUAUCUCCAGGGCAGAGGGGAGGAAGCUGGGAUGCAUUAUGGGAAUAUGUUGUGCCUGUAUGUCUUAAAGUGCCAUAUGUCUGUCUGCCAUUAGUCUCCCAUUUGGUCCCCUAGAGGAGUGUCCACCAAGUGGGAGACCUGCAUAAAUACGGGUGGGUAGCCCACAGUACAGCCAGUUCUUGUUUUACCCUCAAUGCGGAGCUUGGUCUCGUUAUUGGGGGGAUUUACUACACACGGUUAGCGACUAAUUGCUGGAACCGUAAGCCGCUUGGAGGAUAUAUUUGUUCGGCUGUUAGCCGCGAUUCGUGGAUUUAUUGUUCGGGAGCUUGGAGCAUCUGUAUGGGUCCCGUUCGGGAGAUUGGCGCAUUCCCCUGGUUGCAGUUCGUACGGUUGGAGUAUAUACGAAUUGAGCCUGCAUUAUUGAGGAAGGGGAAGCUUAACUAAACGGCGGUUUCACUCCUUUGUGCCAGGGGUGUCUUAACAAAUAUGUUUAUAUUCCUUCUGAAGCUGUGAGAACCAAGUAUAUGACAGUAUUUACAUUUCAGGCGAAUGAGGGUGUGGCAAAACUAGCCACUAGAGACUAUUAAUGUAUAAGUAUGUUUGUAUUCUUGCUAAAGCUGUAGAGACCAGUGCAGAAUUGUAUUUGUAUUUCAGGCGAAUGAGGGCAUUCGUAUGCUGGCGGUAUGAAAACCCCAGCAUUCAUACUGUAGUUUCACGAACAGUGAGUUUAAACACUGUUCGUGAAACGAAUAACUUACCGAAUGCACGACCACACACAGGAGGUCGUGUGGCGCCCAUUUACCCAUUCCAACAUUGUUGCAAUCGGUAAUUAAGUGUGUUUCUAGGUGGCCGUCGUUCGACUACCGACCACGCGGCGGUCGGCCAUCUUAGUUCUUUUGUUAGCCCAGCGGGGUUUUGUCGUCGAGCGCCUGGAACCAAAAUCGGCUACUUGACGGCGUGAAUCCCGCUGGACUUCCAGGCCGUUCGGGAGCCCCGGCCGUUCGGGAGGUUGUUCCCCUGAUGUCAAUCGGUAUUUUGAGCAGAACUUGAAUUUCAUGUGUGUUUCAUGCGGCGUUCGGUUAGUUAGGCUGGGCUCUGAGUGCAUGUAUUGUUCAGUUCCCCAUGUAGUCCCCUACUGUACCACCCCUGGAAUGUCAGUAGGGAAACCCCUUAUAUGGGGAAUCCUAUAAAUACCGUGACCUGAAAAUAAAACGUCAGUUGACCUCCAAGCUAUGUGUCGUCUAGUUCUUGGGAGGAAGGGAUUGUAACUAUGCUACCUGGAUUUUACCUGCUUUGUGCCUGCUUGAUUCUGUCUACCAGCGGAGAUACCGUGGAUAAUACUACUACUCCGCUACAGUGGGCAUUCGUAUGCUGGCGGCAUGAAAACCCCAGCAUUCAUACUGUAGUUUCACGAACAGUGAGUUUCAACACUGUUCGUGAAACGAAUAAACUACCGAAUGGAUGACCACACACAGGAGGUCGUGUGGCGCCCAUUAACCGAUUGCAACAUUGUUGCAAUCGGUAGUUAAAGGCUUUCCUAGGUGGUCGUCAUUCAGCUACCGACCACACGGCGGUUGGCCAUCUUGGUUCCUUUGUUAGCCCAGCUGUGUUUGGUCAUUGAGUGCCUGGAACUAAAAUCGGCUACUCAACGGCGCGAACACCGCUGGACUUCCAGGCUGUUCAGGAGCCCCAGGCGUUCGGUAGUUUGUUCCCUUAAUAGUAAUCAGUACUUUAAAGGUGACUGGAAAAUAAUGUGUAUUUUGUGCGGCGUUCGGUUGGGAUCUGAGCGGUAUUCUCACGAACUGUGCGCUCAGACCCCAGCUAUCUACCAAACGUAGUUGUGUAAAUCAGGAGAAUAUUAUUAAAGUUAUGUAUUUUAAUGUAAAAUGUAAGUUCUACUCCAUGGAGGGAUAAUCCACUUAACGGUAUAUUCCAGUGGGAGUAUCCCUCUCGUCCAGCAGUGCAUGAUGGGAGAAAUAUAUGUGUUGGUCAGUUCCCUAUAUAGUCCCCUACUGUAUCACCCCUGGAAUGUCAGUAGGGAAUGUGACGAAGUGCCCUUCGUCACUUGUGCCUGGAGGGGACUACUGGCUAGCCUCCUGCCUUCUGACUAUGGCCCAUGUGCUGAUAGCUGUAUUUUCCCAUGCAGAAAGGUUUAUUUGUGUAUUUCUGCCCGGGCAUUCUGGACUUUCAGUAUGGUAGUAGUGCUAUCCCAGAUAGCUAUGCCAUGGAGCCUAUUUGUGUAACAAAAGACUAUGGAAAAGACUUUGGCUCCAUGGCGAUUGAACUGUAUGUAUGUGAUCUGAGCGCCAUUUCGUAAUAAUGUGCACUCAGCUCUAAGCUAUCUGGGGAUAUGUUGCAUGUAUAUGUUUUAUGUAGUAAUUAUAACAUUGUGUAAUUUUAUGUCUUUUUGCAACCAUGUGUUCAAUGGAGUUUUUCCUCUGUCUUUGGAGAUAAUUGGAUUACUUCCCAAUUGUCUCCAGGACAGAAGACUCUGUGGAACUGGUUUUGGGCAGAAAAGCCAUGCUUCAUUUGGUCACAAAGGACUUUAGACUAACUUUUGAACUAAUGGAAGGAUUUGCAUGAUUUUUUGUUAUGUUUAUAUUUAAAGAAUGCUGAUUCUGAAUAUGUAUGUUUUAUGUGAAUAUGAUGCAUAUUUUUAAAGUUACAGUAUAUGUGUAAAAAGUGUAUUUUUCCAGCCUGUGAUAAAUUACAUUAACCCAUUGUGUUCAGUAAUUAUAUCACAGGCAGAGGGGAGGGAUGUAUGUUUGUGCUGGGUGUGUUUUACGGUUUUCCUGUAAAUGAUUGGUUGUACUGUGUCUCACCCUGUGGAAUGUCCCCUUGCAUGGGGACUUGCAUAAAAGCCAGUGUGUGGUCAUUAAAAGUCAGAUCAUCUUGUACCUUUCUUGAAGCCUUGGCUCAUGUUUGGGGGAUUGGAGAACUACACUCUGGGGAUUGCUAUAAUCACUAUACUCCCCAGGGUAUGAUCACUAAGUUCUGCUAAGAGCUUGUUCCUGUUCCUGCUCUCUGGGGAAAGAGAGGUUAACCCACUGGAAGCUGGAUCCUGGCCUUGGAUCCAGGGUGGGUGGAGACAGCGAGACCCCGGCGCAGCUGCAUCGCUGGAAGUGGGGUCUGCAGUGCUGAUGGUGUCAGUUGGAGUGCUUGGAGUCCUCAGCGAGCACUAGGAUUGGCGGAGGUACUCAGUCGUAGUGUCAGCGGUCCGUCACAGGGAAACCCCUUGCAUGGGGAAUCCCAUAAAUACAGUGACCUGUGAUUAAAAGCUCAGUUGACUGCCAGCCUAUGUGUCAUCUAGUUCCUGGGAAGGAAGGAUUCGUACAAUGCUACUGGGAUUAUUGUGUGCUGUAUUUAUGUCCUUGGAUUAUUUUAUGCUGUUCCUGUUACCUAGCGGAGAUACUGUGGAUUAUACUACCUCUCCGCUGUGAUGGAAUUCCAGUAAAAUAAAAGUUUAGCAGGCCAAGAUUGCCACAAGGCAUAUGUAGGUACAUGUGUUUGUAGUAUCAGUUAGUUAGUUACACGUAGCUAAGAUACUGUCAUCACUGUACUGAGCAUGUGCAGGAAUGCAGGAACUGGAAUUACGCGUUCCUCUCCUUUGUUUCAGAUGAGCCACGUGGUUAGACCGGAUGGAUGAGAUAGGACUCUAUUCAUUGAUUAGGUUAAGGGUAUGUGUGGGCGUAGCUAUUUAUGGGAGGAGCUACAGUGCUAUAUAAGGAAUGUACUCUAUGUAUUCGGUGCUCAGAUCUUUGCUGUUUUUGGUUACAUAAGUCCCUUUGAGUCCCGGUCGGUGAAUCGAAUAAAGAUCUCUUCCUUCCUGAAGAAACCUGUGUCCAUCUCUCUGUGCUUGGCCUCCGUCAGUUUCCCGGUAACAUCUUUGGUGCAUUGGCCGGGAAGCUCGUCCUUAACGGUGGCUAGGAAGCAGAGGCAUGAGAUGGUCUCUUUGCCCACGUUCUCUACGGCUGUACCCCUGAACUUCUGCGUGGGCCUCCCUUCGUCUCGGCGCCACUGGUCUGUUGUCCAGGAGAUCAUCGGCCUCUACGUAGGAAGUACUGGGGUGUCCCCGUCGAUGAGUGUGAACUCAGGUUCAGGAACGAGGAGGUAAGACGACUACUGUUUUAGACGGUGGACCCACUAGGGGUAUUGGAUACCGAUUGUGCGGUAGGCCCAUAAGGGGUUUGAAUUGGAAUUGUGUAUGGAAUUGGCCCCUUCUAGGGAGGGAAGGAGCGAAGGCGCACCGCUCAUAAUUAGACACCCUGUAGUCAGCCCGUCUAAUCUUGGUAUGGAGUCAGGCUGGGUCUUGGUUGAAUGUAUAUAGCCCAAGCCGGACACCAGUGUCUUGUCUAGACUAGCGUAUCUAGGGUGUACAUUUCGUUCGCUAGGUUGGAGGGACCGGGAGACUAAGCAGACUCUGGUGUACAUUAUCGUUUGCUAGUUCUCAACCUAUCUUGGCUAAGUGGGAAGGCGUGUAAAUUUGGAACCCACUAGACUAUUGAUAGAGUAGACAGACUAAAAGGGUAUUGUUGUAAAUUCCGCCCUCUAGUUCGCUAUAUGUGGUGCUUGGGCAGCGGCGGCUAACCAAAACGGAUGUAAAUAGUUUUAGGUAGUCCCUCGAGGUACUGUCCAAUAGAUUAGUUGGGAAACUGUAAAUGUGUUAAAAUUUAUUAUAGUAGAGUGUAUAUCUUGCUGGGUAGCGUGAGCUCUGCCGUCUAGCGAGAGUGUGAAUAGUGUGUAACUGUAUCAUAGCGCACGGUACCAUAAGCAUGUAUUAUAAUCACUGAUACUGUAAAUAAUCACUAAUAACUGUCGUUUAUGUUGUAUGUUUAACACCAUAACUACUAUUAACUGACCUGUGACUUUAAAAUUGUAUUCUAACCAAUGCUAACCGUACUAUAACUACUGUUUGUAAAGACGAUGUUACUAGGGUGUGUUAUAGACGGGUAGACGGGUUGGAUUCAAAGAUCGUUGAUCCCUUAGAUUGUAUGUUAAAGAAUUUUAAAAAGGGAUAUAAUGUAUGUGAUUUUGGGGUAAAGAUGUCUCCAACAUGUUUGACUACUUUAUGUAGCAGGGAAUGGUCUGCCUUAGUUGUUGCAUGGCCUCCACGUGGUAGUCUUGAUCCUAAUCUAGUGCAGCGUGUACACGUAGCUGUAUCUGGUAGGCCGGAACUUUACGACCAGUUUCCAUAUAUUGAUUGUUGGAAACAGGCCGUGGAUGACUUGCCAAAAUGGAUCAGGGUGUGCCAAGAGGAGCAAUGCCGCCUCCUGUUGGCCAGAACUCGUUUGUCCACCAAGGACUUGAUCACGCCCAUUCUGGACAGCCCCCUGAGUCAGAGAUUCCUUUACUGCCCCCCAGGGCCGGACUGGGGAUUCCAAAGCAGCCCUAGAAAAAAAAUCUAUGCCAGCCCCAUAAGUCAUGUAAUAUGUAAGGCUAUGUCUUGCAACCCUAGAUGAUUAUAUAUAUAUAUAAAAAACCAAACGGAUCUUGCACUCCACCAAUUCAAUAUUCAAUGCCCGGUGCUUGUCAGCCAAAAAUGCAAAAAAUAUUGCCAGAGAUAGCACUCCAAGGACUAAUAUAAAAUAUAACUUUUAUUACCUCCACUAAAACAACACAAGGUCAACGUUUCAGCUUGAUCCCCUCAAGCUUUCGUCAGGACAUCUCCUGAUGAAAGCUUGAGGGGAUCAAGCUGAAACGUUGACCUUGUGUUGUUUUAUAUAUCUUUUUCCAAUAUAAAAUAUUGGUCCUUUUAAUUAUACAGUAAGCAUACUCACAUGCAUACACAGACAAUCUCACUGACAAGCUGAUUGAUACACAGCCUCAUACAUAAGGUUAUUGACAUAAAAACACAAGUUCACUCAGUAGCAGGCACACAAACACACACACACAAGCAAGCGCGCGCACACACACACACAGCUUAAUGUAGUGGUACUGGUGUCUAUAGCCUGUCCCUGCAGGCUUUUCAAUGUAAACACUGACUUUUAAGAGAAAAGGCAGUGUUUACAUUGCUUCCUAGUGACAGACACUCAGACGGUCACUAGAGGUGCUUCCUGUGUCAGUGCGGAUUGGCUGAGAUCAUCAAGCUUCAUGAUCUCAGCCGUAGAGGCAGGGCGAGGGGAGACCAGCAUGACGUGGGAAAAAAAAAGUGAGUAAAAACACACAUACACACACACAUACCAUGACACAGACAGACCGUGACACAGACAGAAACACACACACACCAUGACAGACACACCAUGACACAGACAGACACACACACACACACCAUGACAGACAAACACCUUAAAAAAGACACACACACAUUGACACACAUACACACCAUAACACAGACAGACCGUGACACACAGACACACACACCACGACACAGAGAGACCGUGACACAGACACACACACACCGUGACACAGACAGACACACAUUACAUGACACAGACAAACACACACACACCAUGACACACAGACACACAUUACAUGACAGACACACACACACCAUGACACACAGACACACAUUACAUGACAGACACACACACACCAUGACAUAGACACACAUUGCAUGACACAGACAGACGCACACACCAUGACAGACAGUGACACACACACCAUGACACAGAGACACAAACAAUGACACAGACACACAUUGCUGACACAGACAGACACUCACACACCAUGACAGACAGACACACACACAAAUGACACAGACACACACACACACAUACACAAUUUCUACCUGUGGGGAGCUCUUCUGGCGGCCGCAGGGGGAGCUGGCUGUUGUGUCUCUGCUAUCCCCUCCCCUGCGCGUCGCACAGUGAGACGGGAGACGGAAUAUGACGGGGGAGCAGAGACACAACAGCCAGCUCCACCUGCGGCCGCAAGAACAGCCAGCAAACCCUGCGGCCGCCAAAGGAGCUCCCUCUGCGGCCGCAGGUGAGCCAGCUGGCUGCCCGGCCCCAGGUGCCGACGGCCCACCGGGAAAUUUCCCGGUAUCCCGGUGGGCCAGUCCGGCCCUGCCGCCCCCUUACUCCUCCUCUACAGGAAGAGGAAGAGGAGGUACGGCCAGUAAUGCCACUCCCCUUGUCCCAUUGUCUCCUCCUACCCCAUCCUCUAGCUCAGAGUCUAGCCCACUUCCUGUACCUACCCCCACUAACUCCACCUAUCCGGAUUUGACGUCAUUUCUGGUUCCUGGUCAGGCUCCUCCCAGCCCGGCCCGGAAUAUUCUGCUUACCAACCUCCACUUCAGUAAAGAAAAAGCGUCCCCCUCCCCUCGUCUUACUACCCCUCGACCGGAACCCAUAACUGACCUUCCUCAACGAAGCCCCAUACUAACCCGACAAUUGACCGGUACCCUCCAACCCCGACAUUAUCAAAUGCCUCUCCGAUUGACACCGGGCCCGACACACAUUAAUGGUGUAGAAUAUUGCAUAUUCUAUGUUUCUAUUGAUUAUAUAUGGAUGUGUGGAUUGACAUAAGUAACAGAUGGUAUCAAUAAGUCACAAGGCUUUCUUUGUCCGAGAGCUCUGGAAUGUGGAUUUGGGGGUUUUGUCCUUAUAUGGCUAGAGUUAUAUGCUGACGUUACUAUUAGCACUUCUAUAUAGUAACAGAGGGACACGAGGUCUCUCAGUCUUAGUCCUGUCUUGGCUUGGCUCUGUACAACGAUGUAACUCUCCCAUCAGAAGUCCAGCAAUUACCAUCUGCUGUUGAAUGUCUAUAAUCCUGUAACAUCAUUUAUUAUGCUUUAUUAUGUAUCCGUAACAAAGAAUAAACCGGAAGAAACCGGAAGUCAGAUUGCGUAUUACUACUUUUCAAUAAUAUAGACAUAUAUUAUUGUGGCGAGCAUUUGGCCCAAGAUUAUAUAUACAAAAGACGUAUAUAUAUCAAUCAACUGAAGAUAAGAAGAAAUUAAGAAUCAUCAACAUUGAACAUCCAUUCAUCUAGUUUUUUACAUUGGCUAGCCAGCCAGUCUUCUAUUCAAGUUUUGUUCCCACUUCAAGGGGGGAGAGAGAAGAAUCGAGUUACAAAGCUAUUUUGGAACUGGGAAAACAAACUUGAAGAGAAAAAAAGAAUCUAGACUGACUAUCAUAGAUGAACUGUGGUUUGUAAGAAAAAUAGAGUUUUCAAAUCAUAAAGACUGUACAAGACUAUUUUCUACAACUGAGACAAAAAGCACAAGAUACAACGUGAAAUCUAGAAGCAAGCACGUGGCAGAGAUUGGCAAAUUUCCAGAUUCAAGCAAAGAACUGCGCAGCUGUGUGGAUGAAGCAACGAAAUAGACAGAGAUAACUGAUCUGGUGAGUAACAUGGAAUUCAUAAAUGAUAUUGCAGAGAAAAGUAAAUUGCAGUUUGCAUUUAAUAGCAGCUAUUCAGAUGCUGUAUUGUGGCAAUCUUUAUACACACAAUGUGAAAUUGCCAAUAGUAAAAUUGACAAGAAAUUGUUUGUUAAUAAGAAGAAACAAAAUAUCAGAAAUGUUAUGAAACUAGUCUUUACUUACAAUGCAUUGAUUUGUAAACGAGAUGCAGGUCAAGACAAUUUAGAAUUAGCAGAAAAAGAAGUAGAUUUGAAUGGGUUAACAGAAGACAAAUCAGAUUUAAAUGAACAGUGUAACAAUGUAAUUGUGAGAGAACAUUGUCAGAAAAAGUCUGUGAAUUAGAGGAUAGAGUUGAACUAAGAAAUGAUCUUAUUUGCCAGUUUACAAAUGAAGUUAAGCAAGUGUGUGUUAAUACAAGAAAAAUAAAGGCACAGAAUCUAAUCCCAGAACCAAUAGAUACUGAAAAUGUAUCCUCACAGAGUGAUUUGCAGAAAUGCAAAUUUCAAGACAGAACUGCAAAACUUAAUUUGAAGAUCCAUGAACAAUUAAUGAAAAUU
Molecule: messenger RNA, 26763 nt
Organism: Pelobates cultripes (western spadefoot toad)
Lineage: Eukaryota; Metazoa; Chordata; Amphibia; Anura; Pelobatidae
Source: the annotation of a GenBank genome assembly